Lolium perenne is the source of this 2418-nucleotide messenger RNA. RefSeq lists its product as uncharacterized. Lineage: Eukaryota; Viridiplantae; Streptophyta; Magnoliopsida; Poales; Poaceae. The record is from RefSeq and is a predicted model, not a curated record.
CGGAAAGAUGAAGAAGCUGAACUACGUUAACCCUUAUACGUGGGAGAGCGAAAGUGCCGCCAGGAAAGGGAAGAACAAGCGUCGCGGCCCUCCAGGCAUGACUGCAAUGGAUAGAAGCAUAAACAAAAUGCAGAAACUUAACAAGGGCUGGGAAAAAGAAAGAGAAGAACGUGAAGCGGAGUUCCGACUCCGCUGCAAGCUUCCGGAGCGAGAUGUUUCCCUGGAACCUUUUACGGAGCAGCCAUUCGGCGCGUUAUAUGAUCCUGAUAAUGAUGGUGGCCUCUGUGGUCUCAGCCAAGAAGUUGCUUCAGAAUUGUCUUCCAAUGUUGUCGCCAUUGCUUUGUUUGAUGGGGAUGUUAUGUUGUUUGCAUGCACUGGAAUCACUCUUCCAGACCGGACACUUUACCUCGAAAGAUUUGUAACUUCAGCACAUCUGGCUGAAGUUUUCAAUCAGAGGAGAAAUAAAGAAGACGAUCUGAAUAUUAAAGUGCGCGUUCCAAGCAAGGAAACUUUCCGUGGGUUCCUGGAACUAUAUGAUCAAGAUAUUGCUAUUGUUACGUCCAUACAAGGCUGGAGGGUCUCUCCUGUAGAUCUGGAUCCUCAGGAGGGUGAUUUUCAGAAUACAUGUCUGCCUGCUCCUACUGAGAUUGUAGCUGUUGGGCGUUCCUUCGGCUUGUGUGGUUUGAUGGCCACGCCAGGGACACUGACUAACCAACUUGAAAGUACAAUUUCUGGUUGUUGUACCACUGAGGCUGCACUUGGAGGACCACUUGUUGAUCUUGCUGGGAACUUUCUUGGGAUGAACAUUCAUUGUGGCAGUGCAAACACGUGUUUCAUGCCUCGACGUGCAAUUUUCCAACGUGUGUACCAAUUUAGAUUACUCAAUCCUACAGAUAUGCAAGGAGGCAAUUACGCUAGGAAGGAAUGCAGGAAUGAUCCAAGCCCACAAUGUGCAGGCAGCUCGACUGGAGAAACCGAAACGAGUAGCCAUGUAUACUCCAUGCCUCCCGGUGCAAAAAAGAUACAACCCUCAGGAUUUCUGAGAAGCUUAGAUGUGCUUACCCGCCUGGGCUAUCCUGAGCCACCACCACUUAUGCUCGAACUGAAUGGGAAAUUGAUUAAUAAGUUUGAAGAGGAUUUUGGUUACUUACAUGCUUGGAGCGGGUAUGAAUACAAUCUUGAUUUUUGUGGUGUUGGGAUAAAUGCAUGGGCGAGACUUGACGCGAAGACAAUUACAACAAUAUCCCGACGCGUUGUCUCACUUUCUUCGUACUAUGGAGGCAUCAGGUUUUUUUCAUGCACAGGCUUGCUCAUAAAGUAUGGUGCAAACACAGAAACUGGCGGUAGAAGACGCACUGUUAUUCUGACUUCAGCCAGUUUGGUUAGAACUUGUGACAAACCAGACACAAUUGAUGGGAAUUUGAGGAUUGAGGUGUUUCUCCCGCCGAAACAACAUGCCGUUGGAAAACUGGAAUCAUAUGACUCGCAUCAUAAUAUCGCUAUUAUCAGUUUUGAGGGUUUGCGUGCUACUUGUCCAGAAGACAUUUUCCAUGUUAAAAGCUGUGAGUUGAAACCUGAACAUGUAGUAGCUGUAGGGCGUGAGCCUGAUGAAGGAUUAUUGUGUGCCUCCACCGGCAAACUGACUGGUGAGCCUAUCAUGUCUCUUCCUUGCAAGCACCUUAAGUUGUCCACUUGUAAAAUCAAGAAGGCUGGGAUUGGAGGGCCCCUUAUUAAUUUCAAAAAUGGGAGCUUUAUUGGUAUGAACUUCUAUGAUGGAAAAACCAGAGGAACUCCUUUCCUGCCAAGAAGUACAAUUUUAGAAGUUUUAAGUCGGCUGGAGCUCAUGUCGGAAAGUGUUAUAGAGGGAGGAAGCGGCCAUCUAGUCGCCAUAUCGGAUGGCCAAGCUGAAAUGAGCAACACAAAUCGAUGGCCCGUGCCCCAGGCAUAUUGGUAUAAUAGUAUGCUGAAAGAGGAUUGGGAUAAAGGAAGCAAGUUCAUGGAAGGGAACCCCACUAGCUGAAGAGCUCUUGUGUAUUGGGGUUUUCAUUCACCUCACCACAAAUUUAUUUGAUGUCAAGAAUAAUCCGUCCGGCUGUCAUUCAGCUGAAGACCACAAAAUGCAUGAUACAACCAGGCGGCAGAUGGAUUACCUACUUGUCAAGAUUAGGGAAAAGACCUCGCGCGCAUACCGCACGCGGUCUGUGUGGAUGGACUCGUAUAUAUAGGUGCAGGCUGAAGAGAAGAGAGGUGCAGGGAAAUCUCGACUGUGCACUUCUAUACUUGCUGGGAGGGAUUGGGUAUAGAAUGGAUGGAUGAGAUGUGAAGUGGCACGGAUCAACCAUAGAAUGGACAGAUGAGAUGUGUAAUGGCGCGGAUAGGUGCCAUGGAAAGGUCAGCAGUGUGAAUAAACUAGGCAAG